AUGACGGGGGAGGCUACGAAGUAUAUUCAAUUAACUGAAUUACCAACGUUAACGGAAUAUAAAUAUGAAGAGACUGAGCCAGCAAUAGAGAAAAUAUUGGCUAAAGCAGUUGCUUUGCAAUUGAAAUCGAUGAAUUGUGAUACCAGUAUUACGAAGUUCGCGUUUGAGCAUUUGAUGUCAUUAGUUGUUGGUCAAAUAGAUGAUAUGGUAUUGGAACUACAUAGGUUAAGUUCUUUGCAAAGGCGUAACACUGUUGCUAAAGCAGAUAUAUCGGUUUGGUUAAGAGGUUUCAAUUUAACUCCAGAAGAUUUGGAAGAGCAGAAUCAAAAGUCUCAAUAUUUAUCAAAAUUGUAUGAUAAAGAUUAUGAAUCUUUAACUAAGAUUGCUACAACUACGACCAGGACCUUAUCGACGUAUCAAAAAUUAGAUUUAACGCAUAAAGAUACGUCUACUGCACAAACUUCGAAACUAGUUCCUAUAUCGAACCCAUUGCAGAAACUUAUACCAAGUUGGUUGCCUGAUUUCCCACCAGAUUAUACUUAUAAAUUUACUCCCCAAUACAAUACACCCAUAACUGAUGAAACUAUUAUAAGGCGGAAGGUGGUCGAAGAAGGUAAGCAGUCGGAGAAGGCAUUGUUGAAUUUAUUAAGAGGUGGACAAGAGGAUCGAAUCAGCAGAGAUUUGAAGUUUUCUUCAUCUGAGAUGGAAUUAGCAACUGAAGAAACAUUGGCAACUUAUAGUGCCAUUACUUUGAGGAAUAAGCACCUGACUUCAUUCUUUGAAAAGGAACCAAUACAAAAUUCUUUGAAUGUUGAAGAAUAUGCACGAACUCGAGUAGAAAUAGAAAGGAAGAAAGUCCUAGGCUAUGAAGAGAGACAAUUACAGAUACAAAGGAACCCAUUUUUAAAGAUAUCACGCUUAAUUUCAGCAAAUAACGAUAAUAAAGUAUCCAAAAGUGUAGCAAAUACAGAAAUACGAAAAUAUUUGAAGAGGUCCUUAUUAAAUUUUAUCCAUAGCAUACCGAAAACACAACAGGAAAGGAAAGAAGCCAGGGAAAGGGCAGAAGAAGAAAAAGAGCGUAGGCUGGCUGAGAUAAAAGCAUUGAAAGAAGAGAAACUAAAAGAAAUGGAAGCAAAAAAAUCAUCAGAUUUCAAUCUCUUGGAUUUAUCCAACUAUCCGAAUGAUUCACACGGUGGAUUUUUCGCUGCAUUAGAAAGUAGUGAUGAAGAAAGAGAAUUGAUUAUACAACCAAGACUAAGUAGUUAUACCAGAAAUAACAGCGGGGUGUCUUCGAAUGAAACCCAAGCUGAUAGCGUUAAAAAUGCAAACGAAAAUGAAAAUGAAAAUGAAAAUGAAGCCAUAAAAGCUGGGAAGGAACUUGAAAAUGACACUACAGACAGUGUGAAAGAUAUACCUACUGAAGAGAAUAAAAUUCACACUGAUGCAAAUACUGCUGCUACAGAAAAAGUUGAAACGAUACAAAAUAAUAAUUCUGACGACGCUAAAACAGCUCAAGACAAUGAGAAAGAAACCGUCGAAAAGACAGAAACAGCUCCGGCUAUUGAGAAUUCCGAACAAACAGUAAAAGAACCUGAAACCACUGAGAGCAAUGGCAUUGGAAGCAGUACAGAUACCACAAAGGACAAAGAGCCAGUAAUUUCAAAUCCAGAAGAACCUCAGGUCAACAGUGAUAUCAACGAACCUACUGCUUCAAGUACAACUGACACUACACUACAGCAAGCGCAAGAACCAGAGAAAGAGGAAGUUGAAGCUGAUAAUGGCCAAUCGAUAGAAAAUGUAGAACCUCUAACGACAGCUGAACCUGGAUCUGAACCCAAACCCAUUCUCGAUUGA
Molecule: messenger RNA, 1854 nt
Organism: Vanderwaltozyma polyspora DSM 70294
Lineage: Eukaryota; Fungi; Ascomycota; Saccharomycetes; Saccharomycetales; Saccharomycetaceae
Gene: TAF8
Product: Taf8p
Exons: 1
Coding region: 1-1854 (617 amino acids)
Biological process (GO): transcription initiation at RNA polymerase II promoter
Cellular component (GO): transcription factor TFIID complex
Source: RefSeq, a predicted model, not a curated record